CGGCCGGGGCCUCCGUCGCGUCGGCUCUCUUCCGGUUCCGGUGUCUCCCCCGCUCUCCUGCUUGCAGCCAUGGCCGCCGCGUCGCCCCUGUCCCCCGAGGAGCUGCUGCUGCCCAAGGGCGGCCCGGGCAAGGCGGAGGAGCUGGAGGAGGAGCUGGAGGAGGACGACGACGAGCUGGACGAGACCCUGAGCGAGCGGCUCUGGGGCCUGACCGAGAUGUUCCCGGAGAGCGUCCGGACCGCAGCGGGAGCUACCUUCGAUUUGUCCCUCUCUGUGGCCCAGAGCAUGUACCGAUUCUCCAGGGCAGCUCUGUGGAUUGGGACUACCUCCUUCAUGAUCCUCGUUCUUCCUGUUGUAUUUGAAACUGAGAAACUGCAGAUGGAGCAACAGCAGCAGCUGCAGCAGCGACAGAUUCUCUUAGGACCCACUACAGGGUUGUCUGGCAGUAUACCAGGGGCCCUGCCACCACUUUCUGGAAAGAUCUAACUUCCAAAAGCUGCUUCAAUCCAUAUUACAUGGGGAGACCUCAACAUUGAUUCAUUUGAACUGUUGGUUUGUCAGUCUGGGCAUUCCCCCUGCCUCUUUUUUUUUUUUAAACUUUGGGACACUGACCUAUCCAUAAUGGGGCAAAAUCCCCUCUCCUGGACCUUUUUUUUGACAGGCUUCUGCCUGUAGCUUCCCCUCCCCAAAGGUAACAUUUUUCCUUUUAUCCAGUCAGUCCAUGCAGUGAGCAGUUACAGAGACUUCAAAUUGAAGAGCGCCUGUUGUGGGCUCCUUACCUUCGGACACAAAUUAGGCUCUGGCACGUUUGUUCAGUAAAUUCUGCAAUUAAAAGAAAAUCCUGUAUUUCUCCUGGCUAAAUCAAGGCCAGAAGAGGCCAGUGAUAGAAAGGAAGGAGUGAAUUUACCAAGAGGCAGAGUACAAAGAGUAGUAAGUUUCAUCUGAGCCCUGUAGGAAAACUUGUUUUCAAUAUUUUCUUUGCAAUUUUUUUUUGUUGGAGGAGGAAAGGGGAGCACAUUUGGUUAAAGAUUUUGCCUAUGCCGAUUGUUUGCAUCAUAAAACAACUACACUUUGGAAAUCGGCUGCAUAUCUUUUUUGUAUUAAAUAUUAAAUAAAUUGAACCCAAA
This is a messenger RNA of Chelonia mydas (Green sea turtle), 1127 nucleotides long. It is a transcript of the gene TOMM22, whose product is annotated as translocase of outer mitochondrial membrane 22. Gene Ontology annotation, biological process: intracellular protein transport. Lineage: Eukaryota; Metazoa; Chordata; Testudines; Cheloniidae. The record is from RefSeq and is a predicted model, not a curated record. Gene Ontology annotation, cellular component: mitochondrial outer membrane. Bases 70 to 486 code for a protein of 138 amino acids. The transcript is spliced from 4 exons.